Molecule: messenger RNA, 471 nt
Organism: Lactuca virosa
Lineage: Eukaryota; Viridiplantae; Streptophyta; Magnoliopsida; Asterales; Asteraceae
Source: the annotation of a GenBank genome assembly
AUGGAUGCUUCUGAAAGGUCUGGAAAACACACAAUUUCAAAGGCGAAGAAUAAGGUUUCUUAUAGCAUAUACAAACAGAAAGGCCACAACAAGGCUACAUGCAGUCAAGUUCCAUGGUCAACCAAAACAAAUGAGACAAAGAAACAAAAGAUUAUACAGACACAGGAGUCUGUGAAUAUAAGACCACAAAGUAGGGAGGAUGAGGUCAUGGUUGAGGCAGGUGAGGAAGUGAUCAGGACUAGUAAGGAUCGGAAAGUGUUGGGAGUCAAUGCAGAUACGAAAGGGGUCAGGGUCAAUGCAAGGGUUCAUCAUGGUCACAAUGUAAGAUCACCAACCACCAGGAAAAAGUCUGAACGAAUCAUUAAAUUUAAGCUUUCUAAAAGAAUUAAAGGUGAAGGUAGCAGUGUUGGAACGGCCAUGGAGUUGCAUUGGUUAAUGUUUUUAUUUAUUGCUUGUGUGUGUGUUACUUAA